Molecule: messenger RNA, 744 nt
Organism: Lecanosticta acicola
Lineage: Eukaryota; Fungi; Ascomycota; Dothideomycetes; Mycosphaerellales; Mycosphaerellaceae
Source: the annotation of a GenBank genome assembly
AUGGAGACUUCCCUCUUCAACAAACUCUCCGGCGAACUGCGCAAUCACAUCUACGAGCUCGCCCUGCUCGAAGGCGAUGCCACCUCCCCCUUCCACCCGGAAUCGCAGACCGUCAACCUCGAACAGGGCUGGUUCGACUGCCCGUUCCACCGCUCCAAGAUCAUGGAGCCCGCGCGGACAGGCGGAGGCCACAGGCACGCCCUCGAACCGCUGCGGGUGACGGGGCUCCCGUUGACGUGCAAGAGUAUCCGUAAAGAGAGUCUGAGACUGUGGUUCUCGCUGAACCGGUUUGUGAUUGAGAUGGAAUAUCUGAAGAGCAGGCAUCAGGAGCGGAUCAUGGGGCGAUUGGUGGAGUGGGUGGAGAGGGUGGGGAGGGAGCAGGCGAGGGAGAUCCGGGAUGUUACUGUGUCGCUUGCGGCGCUGAAAGGUGCCGCGAGGGGGGUCGGGGGUGGUGGUGGAGGGGAUGUGGGCAAGUUGGAUUGGGAGCAUAUGAGGGUCAUCAAGGGGUUGUUUCACCCCAAGGCGAUCGUGAGGUUUCGGUUUUUCGUGGAUGGGUUGGGGACUGUGACUUUUCGGUUGGGCAGGAGGGAGGUCUUGAUGGGGGAUUUGGAGAGGAUGGCGCGGGGUUGGGGGGUGAGUUGGCAGCGGUCGAGGAAGUAUUCGGUGGAGGAGAGUAGCAGGACGGCGGAGAGGUAUCGGGUGGAGAUUGCGAGGUUGUUUGAGGAUAUGCCGGAGGAAGUGUAG